Dendrobium catenatum is the source of this 1251-nucleotide messenger RNA. Its product is annotated as bidirectional sugar transporter SWEET2a-like. Gene Ontology annotation, cellular component: membrane. The record is from RefSeq and is a predicted model, not a curated record. Lineage: Eukaryota; Viridiplantae; Streptophyta; Magnoliopsida; Asparagales; Orchidaceae. Gene Ontology annotation, biological process: carbohydrate transport. The transcript has 6 exons. The coding region runs from base 232 to 936 and encodes 234 amino acids. Gene Ontology annotation, molecular function: sugar transmembrane transporter activity.
UGAGCAAGAGUUAGAGACAAGAGAAACCAACUCUAGCUGCCGCUCAGCUUUAAAUUACGCUUCAUACUCUUGUUUCUUUCUUGAAAGCUAGCUAGUAGUUUCAGAGUCCCACUGAAACACAAAGAAGAGAGAGAGAGAGAGAGAGAGAGAGAGAGAGAGAGAGAGAGAGGGAUUUGUUUUGCUUGCGAGUCACGAUAGUCUUGAUCGAUCUUAAGAGCAACGCUUCAUGCGAUGAGUACUUCGGGAUCAUCGUUGUAUUACUAUGAAGUCUGCAGCCUUGCAGCAGGAAUCGCUGGCAACAUCUUCGCUUUUGUGCUCUUCCUCUCUCCAAUACCAACUUUUAAGAGAAUAAUAAAAAACAAAUCGACAGAGCAAUUCUCUGGGUUACCUUACAUUUACUCCUUCCUCAACUGUUUGAUCUGCGGAUGGUAUGGGCUUCCAUGGGUAACCCAUGGCGCCAUACUCGUUGCUACUGUGAAUUCAUUUGGAGCACUUUUCCAACUAUUCUACUGCAUUCUCUUCAUCAUCUAUUCUGAGAAAGGAAAGAAAGUAAACGUGUCUGUUUUACUUGUGGCUGUACUCUGUGCCUUUGCCUUGAUAGCUUCUGUGAGCCUUGAGUUAUUACAAGGCAAAGCACGACAGAACUUUGUUGGAUACCUCAGUAUAGCUUCUCUAGUCUCCAUGUUUGCAUCACCCCUUUCCAUUAUUCGUUUGGUGAUUCGUACGAAGAGUGUGGAGUUCAUGCCUUUCCACCUCUCGCUUGCAACCUUCUUCAUGAGCAUCUCAUUCUUUGCGUAUGGAGUUCUUCUGCAUGAUUUCUUCAUAUAUAUCCCCAAUGGCAUUGGGACAGCUCUGGGGACGAUGCAGUUGUUAUUCUAUUCAUACUUCAGCAAGAAGGCGAUAGAGCAGUACAAAUUGCCAUUGAUUGUAUCGUGAUGUAUAUAUUUUGGGCUUAUAUUAGUUUUUUCCUAUAUUUUUUUUAUUUUCUAAGAAAGGUUGUGUGAUUCUUGAGGGUUCUAUUUGUAAUAAAUGGGGUACAUGUAGAAAUAUGUGGUUUUGUGGUAUAGCUAGUGUUGAUGUGGUUGAAAUUGUUGAUAAAUUAGGAAAAUUAUUGGAGUGUUAAGAGGAUUUUGUAAGCUUGAUUUGGUCCUAUGAAGGCCUUGUUUCGAUAUAAUUGUCAUCCCCCAAAGUACUUUUUGAAAUAAAUCUCUCCUUUGAAAUGUGAGCAUUAAUCAAUAUGUAAUUGCAAUC